This is a messenger RNA of Papilio polytes (common Mormon), 866 nucleotides long. RefSeq lists its product as uncharacterized. NCBI's taxonomy places the organism in Eukaryota, Metazoa, Arthropoda, Insecta, Lepidoptera, Papilionidae. The transcript is spliced from 8 exons. The annotation marks the transcript as partial. The record is from RefSeq and is a predicted model, not a curated record.
CCUGGAGCCACAUGUACAAAAUGAAAAAACCACCACCCCCCGACGCUAGCUUCUUACCAAAACACGGCGAAGGUCCCGUAUACGAACUGGCGAUGGACAACGAGGAGCAAGGUGUGUUGAGGGCGGCAAAGAAAGCCACCACUGAGGACCCCGCAAACUGCAAGGAUUCCGUCCAAAGAACAAAUACCAACGCCGCACCUGAUAUUGUGAUUGCGUUGGCGACGAACAAGGAAGAGAAAGAAGUUAAGAAAUUCGAUAGUGGGAGAAGAAACUACUUUAAAAAAAAUCCAACGAGCCAUUUUUCAAGGCAGGACGUUGAAGAGGAGGCUCCGGAAUUGCGCAACGACAUGGACUAUGAAGAUAUACAAUCCACUACUGAAAAGAAAUCGAUGGCACGCCAAAUAACGUGGACCGAGGUCCCACCCAACCAAUGGAAUGAACACGAAAUGUCUAUGGACGUAGAGAACGCAAAAGAACAAGAAACAGAAAAGAAAGAGAGCAAGUCCCCGAACCUACAGGCGCUGGUGGACGCCAUAGGCAGCAGGAUGCGGGACAUCGAGAACGUGGUUCAGAGGAUGAGCCAGAAGGUGCACAGGAACAAGCCGCAGUCCGACAUAGGCAAUAGCAUGAACAGUAUCGAGAGAAGAUCUGAAGAUAUACAAACCCGUAAAGGUUUAAGUCAAGAUAUUAAAGAGCACGACCACGAAAUCGUCCUUUCUAAAAAUCAGUAUUCAAACAGCGAAUCUUUUAAACGAGUCAAACAUAUGCACGGCACAACAGAGCCGAAUAGCGAUGUGCCCUUGUACGUAGAGGAUACCAACUUAAACGGAUACUUCAGUGACGUCAGCAACAGUAUACUGCGGAGA